Messenger RNA from Rotaria sp. Silwood1, 648 nucleotides. Lineage: Eukaryota; Metazoa; Rotifera; Eurotatoria; Philodinida; Philodinidae. The record is from the annotation of a GenBank genome assembly.
AUGGAUUAUGAAGAAAAACUUAACGAUUCUACAAAAUCAAUUGAUCAUUAUCGUACACUCAUAGAACCUUCCCUACAAACUUUGAUUGAGCAGCAUUUACAUGCACUAGAAAUGGAUUAUGCAUAUAUAUGGGCGAUGAUGCUUUAUGAUUAUGAGGAUCAACGUUUGAUUGAAGAAAUUCAACAGCGAUAUCCAUUACUGACGAACAAUGAUAAACAAUGGAUUGCUCAACUUUGCCAUCGAACAACAGUAUACGAAAAGUCUAAAACUGAAGCAAAACGGCUUGAACAACUUUUCCAAGAAAAUAAAUUACCUGAAGAGAUUGAUUCAAUUCAAAUUGUAUCGCCAUCUUAUAUUCAUACUAUACAAAAUCAUACUAAACGUCAUCAAUUGAUCGAACAACAUGAAGCUAUUCUCAAUGAAUACAAAAAACAACUGAUGAUCUUAUUUGUUAAUAGGGCUCAAAUACACAUGCAUGAAACACAAAAACUACUCGAUGAAAAAAUCAUUGAAUUUUGGCAAGAUCAGCAUUCUCGUUUAGAAAACGAGCAAUUUUCUCCUAUGCUGUUGAACCUAAUUGAACAACGUUUCCAUAAUAUUACAAUGAAAGCUGAUUUCGCUUAUCAAUAUACUCUGAAGCGAGUAUAA